Molecule: messenger RNA, 1539 nt
Organism: Diutina rugosa
Lineage: Eukaryota; Fungi; Ascomycota; Pichiomycetes; Serinales; Debaryomycetaceae
Exons: 1
Coding region: 1-1539 (512 amino acids)
Biological process (GO): transmembrane transport; amine transport
Molecular function (GO): amine transmembrane transporter activity
Source: RefSeq, a predicted model, not a curated record
AUGGCCUCCUUAGAAAGAUCAAGUACGAAGUCGAUCCCUCCAGCUGCUCUCUUGCAUAUAUCUCCUCUUUCGUCAACUCCUUCAUCUCCUGAUCCAUUAGCAUCACCGAAACUGCUUUUUCCUUCAUCUCCUUCUGCCCUUGGACCUCCUAAAAAUGAUUUGCCGCCCCCUUCUCGUCCGUCUUCUCCCCCGCCCUAUUCAGUUAUCGAUGGCUACCAACGGGUAGUUAUCAUCAUUUUGGUGUGUGCUGCUGGUUUUUUAGGUCCAGUUGCAGGUAAUAUCUACGUGCCUCUAUUAGCUCGCUUUCAAACAGUGUUUAACGCCUCUGCCGUGGCUAUCAACGGCACAGUAUCGGCAUUUAUGGGGGUAUUUGCGAUUGCACCCAUUGUGUGGGGGGUUUUUGCUGAUCGCUACGGACGCAAACCAAGCUAUUUUCUUCUGUUAGGUAUAUUUGUCCUUGCUCUGAUUUUGUUAGCAUCUCUCCCACCUAAAUUGGCUACGCUCUAUGUACUUCGAGUAUUCCAAUCGAUUGGAGCUUCUGCAGUGAUGUCCAUCGGUGCUGCCACUAUGGCCGACAUCAUUGAGCCACGCUUAAGAGGGACGUAUAUCGCGUAUUUCAUGCUUGGUCCUCAACUGGGUCCUAUUCUUGGUCCGAUCUUAUCAUUGGUGGCAUCCAAUGGUAAUUGGCGGUGGGUUUUUGGUAUUUUGGCCAUUGCUGGGGGUAUCAUUUACAUCUCAAUCAUUGUGUGGUUACCUGAGACAAACCGGAGUAUCGUUGGUAACGGUUAUGGCAUCCGCAUCAAGUUACUCAAUCGCAUUGAGUUAUUCCAUCCAGCCUCAUUCACUGACCGACCUCCCCAGCCUCCUAAGCAAUUCCUUCGGGCAAUUACUUACCCCCCUGUUCUCAUUUGUGCUUUGAUCAGUGGUUUAUUAUUUGCUUCAUUUUACGGGGUGAUGGUCAAAACCGCAUUCGUCUUACGCGACGUCUAUGGAUUCAAUACCCUCCAAGUAUCAUUACUGUACCUUUGUCCCGGAGCUUCCCUUAUGAUUGGAUCAAUCUCUUCGGGGAGAAUCUCUGAUCGGAUUCAAGCUAAAAAAGGACAAGAACACCUUCACGAAAAGCGGCUUAUUUUGACGGUGCCAGGGUUAGUUCUACAAAUGUGUGCGGUAAUUUCGUGGGGGUGGUUGGUCCAUUUGCGAGUUCAUGUUGCCACAGUCAUUAUGUUUUUGUUCUUUGUGGGGUUUGGAACUACUUGGGUAUUGACGAUUUGCACUGCUUACCUUACCCAGUGUGCUGGUGGUCGUCCAGCUACAAAAGUUGCCUUGGCUAAUGCUUUCCGCAAUGCUGGCGCUGCCAUUGCUGCCGCUGUUAUUGAGCCAUUGGUGCGUAUAAUGGGCUUACUGUGGUGCUUCACUGGAUUAGGACUCACUGGUUUGAUUUCACUAGCCAUGAUUGCCGCUUUAGCUAAAUGGCGAAAGACCUGGAAAGAAAAAUUUGAACUUGCUGAAAGGAGAGCGCAGAUAAGCAUGAAAACGUGA